This is a messenger RNA of Thunnus maccoyii (southern bluefin tuna), 1994 nucleotides long. It is a transcript of the gene il15l, whose product is annotated as interleukin 15, like. Gene Ontology annotation, cellular component: extracellular region. Gene Ontology annotation, biological process: positive regulation of cytokine production; positive regulation of immune response; positive regulation of T cell proliferation. Gene Ontology annotation, molecular function: cytokine receptor binding; cytokine activity. The coding region runs from base 926 to 1348 and encodes 140 amino acids. The transcript is spliced from 4 exons. The record is from RefSeq and is a predicted model, not a curated record. Lineage: Eukaryota; Metazoa; Chordata; Actinopteri; Scombriformes; Scombridae.
AGAAAGUGAAAGGGCAGACGGAGAGGAAGAGGAGUGAGGUGAGAUAGAGAGCAGGACGCUGGUGAAAGCUUGUCGUCUCCAUGCUAUCCAUCGUUCAUCCAUUAAUCCCACAUACAGACUCCAGACUCCCACUUUUCAACCAGCUGGAGAGGGAAACCAGUCUGCUCCUCAGCAGCUCCUGCAGCUUUUGGUGAAGCGAGAAAAAAAAAAAAAAAAAGAAUCACUGUAAGAAAAUCGUUCUUCUGGAAUUCACUGCACCGAUCUGCUUUGGGACAGUUUCUUUCCCUUAAAGUUGGAAAACAGAGAACUGAAGAGAAGAAUUCACUUGGUGAUACACUGAGAUAAGCUAUCGUUUCCUUUCAUGGAUUAUAUUGGUGUUUUUUCUUUUGAGAUUUCAGCUAUUUGGCUUCAUAUUUUAGAUUUUUAUUUAUGUAUUUUUUGCUAAUGAACUGUUUUCCAGCAGUGGACCACCUGACUUUACUGAGGAUUUACUGACGGAGAGUAAAUGCAGUUGUAAAUUUGAUGUGUUUCUUUCUUUGGAGCCACUUUCACAUGUUUCUGGGCUGACUGAUCUCUGUUCUCUGUCAUUCACCACCUGCAGUCCGGCAGCUUGGUGCCUUGUUCGCACCUCAACAGUCCACCGGAGUCCUAAAAAGCUCUCACUGUGAAUCAUCCAGAUUUUCUCGACCGUCCCGGGAUCGAAACUGCCCUCUUGUUGGAUUACAGGAAUCUUGAGGACACGUGUGUGCUAGUUUCUUCCAGUGGGAUCAAGAUGCACCUCUAGACCUCCCAGCUUUACAUCUGAACCCACCUGAGACUCCAUGAGAGACCACAGAGGCGGUUUAUCUCCAGGAGGAUGCCGUAGUGUGAGUCAGCAGCCAGCAGCAGAUAAUGUGAAGCAGAUGAUGGUUUUACUACCAGUGCCAUGCUGAGAGGGAGGCCCACUCUUGCGAGUGUGCUUCUGUGUUGCAUCUGUCUGCCUGUCCUGACGCAGGGCAACAAACCCAAACUCUGCAGCCUUGACAGCAUCACCCGCGUCAAUAAACUCAUCAACGACAAAGACUUGUUGCUGGACUGCAUGCUGUACACACCCACCACUGGAGACUACAAGCAGAACUGCCCCCGCUCCACCCUGGAUUGCUUUGCUGAUGAAGUUAAUGUCCUCUUCGAGGAGUCCAAUAAUAACAAAGUAGCAAGGUUACGUGGAAUGCUAAAAACAUUAGCAGGGCACAUCGACCAGUCAGAGUCAGAGUGUCUUCAGUGUGAGAGCCACAAGGAAGAAAAAGUGGAAAAAUUCCUCUCAGAUCUUCUUGAAAUUCUUAAGCAGAAUAACUCUGAGCACUGCUAAACUGGUUAACUGCUCCUCGAUGCUCCCUCAAAGGACUUUUGGAAAGAGACUUCAAGAGCUGUUUUCCUCUUCAUGAACUUCUCAUGUCACCUGCGCACAAAUAAAGUGCAGCAUGCAUGCAUGGUUUCUGAGCAUCUUAGUGGUAUUUUAUUUACAGCUGGAGGGAUGUUUCUAUGUGCAAAGGAGACAAUCAAGCUUACGCAUUCUGCACAUGCAAACUCUCAGAGCUUAGUAAAUACAGAAGAGAAGAGGAUCUUUUUUUAUGUAAACUUUAACAGCUUGAAAAUAAUACUGAGUUUAUUCAACUCUAAAUACUAAUUGCUGCCAAGAGUAUGUGCAUUUGUACCACAGAAGUUGUAAAGUAAAAAUGCAGGAGACUGUGUGUUCACGAUUAGGCAACAAAAGCACUUCAGUGAAGGACACAUCGUGAAUUAGUUAAACGCUGAACAAGUAAACAAGUCCCGUCUCAUGUUGGUAUUUACUUUUUCAAUAUUUAACUGAGGCAAUGUUCUUUCCCUGUUGACCUCAAAUGCUUCAGAGUUGCAUAACAGGGGUCACUCUAUACCUAAGCUGCCUACUUGUGUGCCUUUCUAAUACUAAAAAAUGUACCCUGUCAUUGUAUUAAAGCAUUGUCUUCACAAAGGAA